UUUGUUCUGGUCAUAAAUAUUCCAUCCACAUAAUUUCCAUAGUUUCCAAUAUUUCAAUCAUUUUAACAAAAAACACAUCAUUUUCGUGAAAAUCUUAGAAUUCAAAAAACAAAAGUACACUCUGAACAUGCAUUAGUUUCUCUCUAGGAUCCCACACAUGUUCUUGCAUUGAACCCAAGGUUCCCAAAGAAUUGGAGUUACAACAAAUUCCCGCCAUUUUUGUAUUUGAACUUAUUGUAGAAUUAGUUUUUUCCAUGGAGAGUGUUUUAGUUGAUUAUGGCCCUCAAAGAUCAUUUGAGAGUUCAUCCAGUGACAUGGAGAUGGAUUUUAACGACGUUUUCGGAGGUCCCCCGAGGCGAUUUUCAGUACAAGAAUCAAGAAGGAGCCACAGUUUCAAUGACCCAAUGGAGUCUGACGAAAAGCCAGUUUUUGGGGGAGAAAAUGCUAACAGAUCAAGGCGAAACCAAGGCGAUGAUUUCUAUGAUGAUAUAUUUAAAGUUGAUGAAUCUUAUAGUUCAAAUCCUAGUUCCAGAGUUUUAAGCCCUGUUCGACCUUUGUCACCAAAAGUUGAAGCUUUUGGUACUUCACUACCAGCUCAAUUCAGCCUUCCUGCCAAGUCAACGAAAGCAACAGAUCUUCCCACGUUUGCUUCGGGAAGUCAUAGUCCACACAAAAAAAACGAUGCUCCCACAUUUUAUCGACAAAGUCUAUUAUCACGUGAAGGUACUGUUAUUGGUGAUGAUUUAAGAUACAUGUCUGAAUCCGAUGAGUUGGGUAUAGGAGGGAAUCUGAAGAAGAACAUAGAAAGCAUGGAAGAUUCAAGUAAUGAAUAUCGAUUUCAUUUCUCCAUAUACAAGUGGGCAGGCAAAGGAGUUCCCGUACUCGUGCCACUGAAAGGAGGGAUGCAUUUCAAGUCUAAAGAGAAGAUUAAACUUGAAAGAUGUUCUAGCUUCAAUGGAAGGACAGAUAAUGAUGACGUGGAUGCCAGCUCUCCAUUAAGAGAAAAUACCAACUUCUCCAGGGAUGCGAAUUUUCACCCCUUCAGUACGAGAAGUAAGAACCUGGAGAGCAGUGACAGGGCAAAUGGUAUUGUUGGGGAAACUCUCGGCGCUGCAAAGUCAAAAUCCGUUCAAAGUGUUAAAGAUGACACUAUCUUAAGAACUAAAAGCGAAGUAGAAGAACCUCAAUUCAGACAGAAGACAGGUUUAGGUGACGGAAUCCAGAUAGAAAUUCCAAGUAACUUGGAAGAAACUACAAAGGAUGAGUUGAAGCCUUUUCGUGCAUUUUUGGUUAACAAGUCGGAGGAACAAGGCGGCGUUAUGGCACAAGAAACAGAAAGGAAGAGUAACACAGUCAAAGCUACGGAAGCAGCAAAAUCAAAUUUCAAAGUCAGUGAAGAAGUGAAGAAAAUUGUUGAUGAGGUUGAUAAAAUUUUGAAGAAAAGCUAUGUUGACGUCAGCGAUAACAUGCAAAAAAGAGACCCACAAGCUAAGAGAAAAGGGAAGAGAGGUCUUGAUAAAAAAACUGUAGUAGAUACUGGAGUAGACAAAGGCAGUCCACAAAUUUCACCGUUAAAACCAACCGAGAAUUCAACUAAAGCUGGAAUUAAAGGAAAGGUUCAGGACUUUGUAAAGAUGUUUAACCACGAGCUUCAUUCAACACCUCAAGAAGGUGAAAGUCGAAGUUCAAGCUUUAGAUGGAAAGCUAGCAGCAAUAGCGGAGUUGAAAGUGAAAAGAGUUUCAGCAUGCCAAAAGCAAAUGAGAAAGUUCAGUCGCACACGAUUGACAAGGCGCAAGAUGCAACCCCUACUGUAGACCAAAAUCUCAACAAGCAGGAGAAAACAACUAAAUAUUCCCAAACGAAAACACCGACUCCUCAGACUAAAGAUUAUUCAGAUCAAAAGGCUGCUCCAUCAACUAAUGAGUCAAAACGAGAUGAUCGAAACGCCUCAUUUGGAAGCAUGGAUGAUCUCUUUGGUGGAAAUUAUGUGGUGGAAGAAUUAUUUGAAGAUCCGGACAAAGCUUCACAAACUAAUGGCAAAUCUGAGGACACCCAAGCUUCAGAUGCUAAAAUUAAGCAAUGGUCACAAGGGAGGAAAGGAAAUAUUCGCUCAUUGCUCUCAACCAUACAAUUAGUUUUAUGGCCAGAGAGCGGAUGGAAGCCUGUGGCCUUAGUGGAUUUAAUUGAAGGAAAUCAAGUGAAAAGAGCAUAUCAGAGAGCGUUACUCUAUAUACAUCCGGAUAAGCUCCAACAAAAGGGUGCUGCUGCUCACCAGAAAUACAUCGCAGAAAAAGUUUUUGAUAUUCUGCAGGAAGCUUGGGAUCAAUUCAACUCAGUUGGUCUUAUUUAACAUUCACAAAUGCAAUGUGGUAUUCGAGGAGGCGCGGUUCACGAAAAUACUCUAUUCAUCUGUGUACAUACCAGGCAAAUAUUUCAUAUAUAUAUCCACUCCAUACAACAUACCAAAAUCUGGUUUUUUCUAUACUUUUAAAUAGAAGACAGACUUUCAUCAAAGUCCAUAUAUUCUUUUUUUCUACAGCACAGUUAUGAGUUAGUGAAAGUUGUUACAAAACUGUUUGUAGGCAGCAGGAAGCUAGCCUUAUUAUACAAAACUGCCCUUCCAUAUA
Lycium barbarum (goji berry) is the source of this 2628-nucleotide messenger RNA. Its product is annotated as J domain-containing protein required for chloroplast accumulation response 1. The transcript has 9 exons. Gene Ontology annotation, molecular function: clathrin binding. The coding region runs from base 255 to 2351 and encodes 698 amino acids. Gene Ontology annotation, cellular component: intracellular membrane-bounded organelle; vesicle; cytoplasm. Gene Ontology annotation, biological process: clathrin coat disassembly; clathrin-dependent endocytosis. The record is from RefSeq and is a predicted model, not a curated record. Lineage: Eukaryota; Viridiplantae; Streptophyta; Magnoliopsida; Solanales; Solanaceae.